UAUCAUAGCAUAUGGCUCAAAGAGUAUUGCUUCCAAUUUGAUCAAUCUUCCUUUGUUCAAAAGAAUGUCACUAAUCUCAACCUUGUUUCUAGCUGCUUUAGGUGCUCUCACAUUUCAAAUCUUCUAUUUCUCACCUAUAGAUCCAGUUUUGCUUGAAAUACCACCUUCAUUAUUUUCCACUCUUUCAACCAAAAACAACCAAUUACAGAAUGUGAUUAAACUUGGAGAAGGAUUUUUGAAGCAACCAGAAGAUGUUUGUGUGGAUAAAGAAGGGACCAUCUAUACAUCAACAAGAGAUGGUUGGAUUAAAAGAUUGCCAAGGAAUGGAAAUUGGGAGAAUUGGAAGUAUAUACAUAAUUCUACUUUGAUUGGAAUCACAACAGCAAAAGAUGGUGGUCUCAUUGUGUGUGAUGGUACUAAGGGUUUGCUCAAGGUUACAGAAGAUGGUUUCAGUGUUAUCCUUUCACUAGAGAAUGAUUCUCAAUUAAGGUUUGCGGAUGAUGUAAUAGAAGCAGUGGAUGGAAACAUAUAUUUCAGUGUUCCAAGUACAAAAUUUGGUUUACACAGUAUGCAUCUAGAUGUGCUUGAGGCAAGACCUCAUGGACAACUUUUAAAGUACAAUCCUACUUCAAAUGAGACCGUUAUUGUCGUUCAUGAUUUGGCCUUAGCCAAUGGCGUUGCACUAUCCAAGGACCAAGAUUUUAUUGUGGUUUGCGAAACUUGGAAAUUUAGGUGUAUGAGACAUUGGCUAAAAGGAAUUAAUAAAGGCAAAACAGAUACCUUCAUUGAAAACCUUCCUGGUGGACCUGAUAACAUUAAUCUUGCUCCUGAUGGCUCAUUCUGGAUCGCUUUGGUUCAGUUAACUUCUGAAAAGACAAGGUUUGUGCACACCUCUAUGGUAAUCAAGCACUUGUUAGCUUCAUUUCCAAAGCUAAUUAGCCUGAUUAAUACUUCAAAUAAGUCAGCAAUGGUGGUGAAAGUAACAAAUGAAGGCAAGAUUAUCAAAAAAAUUGGUGAUAGUGAAGGGAAGGUGAUGAAUUUUGUAACUUCAGCUGUGGAAUUUGAGGACCAUCUUUACCUAGGUAGUCUUACAUCUAACUUUGUUGGAAAAUUUCCACUCCAAAUGCGUAGAAAAAGUGAAAAUAUCUUAUGAGUUUUUGUAUGUAGCACAUCUAAGUGUUACUACUAUUAUGUAAAUUUUUGUUUGUUAUUGAUCUAGGAAUAAUACACGGAUGGAAUUAAUCGUGAGAAAAAUGAGAUAAAUUAUCAAUAUUUUAUGGUUUGUUAGUUA
Molecule: messenger RNA, 1291 nt
Organism: Cicer arietinum (chickpea)
Lineage: Eukaryota; Viridiplantae; Streptophyta; Magnoliopsida; Fabales; Fabaceae
Product: protein STRICTOSIDINE SYNTHASE-LIKE 4-like
Cellular component (GO): endomembrane system
Molecular function (GO): hydrolase activity
Source: RefSeq, a predicted model, not a curated record